Molecule: messenger RNA, 393 nt
Organism: Purpureocillium takamizusanense
Lineage: Eukaryota; Fungi; Ascomycota; Sordariomycetes; Hypocreales; Ophiocordycipitaceae
Exons: 3
Coding region: 1-393 (130 amino acids)
Source: RefSeq, a predicted model, not a curated record
AUGAAGCUCAUGACCCUCUCCGUCCUCAGUGCCUAUGUGGCAUCGACCCUCGCCGCCGACUGCUUUGGCAUUGUGAACAAGGGCCUCGCGGACCUCGCAGACCCUUACUGGGAUGCUCGCUACGCCAUGUGUCACAACGAGCCCAACUCAGGCUGCGGCUAUCAGCAGGAGUGCUCGACCUAUGCCUCGAAGCCGCUCGGUUAUGGCGGCCAGAUGAAGCUUCAGGUGACCCUCACGCGCAAGUACACGAGCAACAAAAAGGGGUUCAAAGACUGCUGGGCCGCUACCGAGGACAUGAUCAACCAGUGUGUCAAGGGACAACAGAGAUACGCCGGUACUUGGUCGGCCAACGGUCAACUGUACCAGGUUGACGGAGAAAUCGUUGAGGCCUAG